Messenger RNA from Sebastes umbrosus (honeycomb rockfish), 2858 nucleotides. It is a transcript of the gene tmem204, whose product is annotated as transmembrane protein 204. The transcript is spliced from 3 exons. NCBI's taxonomy places the organism in Eukaryota, Metazoa, Chordata, Actinopteri, Perciformes, Sebastidae. The coding region runs from base 1077 to 1757 and encodes 226 amino acids. The record is from RefSeq and is a predicted model, not a curated record.
AGGUCUACAUUUGGCCCCUCUUCCCAUCCUCUUUUCCUCUCAGGAAACACAUCCUGUUGCUGGCCGACUGCGGCGGCCAAUAUGUUUGUUGCACACGAGAGAGAGGACUUUAGCGAACGCCCCCUGGGCUCCAGACAAAAGAAUACACAACAGUGACGUCUAAGAGGGGGGUCUUUUGGACAUUCUCUCACACAAACACACUGACACACACACCCACACAUUUAAAGUGAUCAUGAAGAAGGGGGGGGCUGUCUGUUUAAAGCUUGCUACAGUUGUGAGCUGAUGUCUCGGACUAUGACGAACAGCAACUCCCCCACAUUUCAACUCUGACCUCAAGGAUUUUUGCAGAGAAACAGUGAGCGAGGGAGAGAGGGAAAGACAGAAAGAAGCAGAGGGAGGUGUGUUUUAAAGGACUUCUUGUUCCAGUCAGGCAGUGGGGGCUCUUCUAGUUGAGACACAGUCUUGGUAAGCCUCAGUAAAGCCACUGACGAGUCAGCUCGGAGAAUCUAUGCUUAUUUGCAACUGUACUCUUCUGAAGACAAUGUGAAGUGGCUGCAGGGGAAAAAAGAAAGAAAAAAACAAUCUACUGCCUAAACAGAGAAGCCAGCUGCACACACAGAAGUCAGACCAGUGCAAUAAGCAUCGCACUGAAGAAGGAAAAGAGCAAGAAAAUCAAGCGAGGAGCAAGAUCCAAGAGUCAAGCUGCAGCCAGCCGGAGCCAGUGGAAUGGACCUCGGUGCAAGUUGGAUUAAUCCCCGCGUACCCGAAGUGCUGUCUGAGGAGGAGGGCUGAGGAUCGGCUGCAACGACAACCAACUCCUGAAUGAGGAUGAAUGGAGAUGUUCUUUAGCUAAGCCUCAAGACAACACUCUUGCACAUUCCACCUCUGUGAGAGCUGGGGACAACACCAGCUAACAGCUGGAGGAGGAGGAGGUGGAGAGGAGCCAGGGGGCCCAGAGCACUGCUGGUGCUGCUGCCCCAGAGGAGAGGCACGGGAGCGGGCAGGACACCGCAGAGGAUCAGGGGUCGGUGGACGGACACGAGGGAGGGGAAGAGGUGGCGGGCGCCCGGCCGCGCAUGGCCGUGCAGAGGCUGGUGGCGGCAGCGGUGGCGGUAGCCCUGCUGUCCCUGGUCCUUAACAAUGUCGCAGCCUUCACCCCCAGCUGGGUCCUGCAGGCCCUGGAGGACGGACGCAAGCGGAGCGUGGGACUAUGGUGGUUUUGCCCCGCUGGUGGGGAAAGAGGCCGCGAUGAUCUCCAGGCUGGGAGACGGGGGCAGGGGACACAGAGGCAGUGCGAAGGCCUGGGAUGGGGAUCUGAUUACGCAGGCUACCAAGAAUCCCGCAGCACUGUCAAAUUGCAGUUUGACAUGAUGCGGGCGUGUAACCUGAUGGCGACGUUGGCCCUGACUGCCGGUCAGCUGAUCUUCCUUCUAGGCCUAAUGGAGCUGCCCUUCAUCACGCAAGAAUCCCAGUGGUGGGAGGAGGCCAUCGCUGCGCUCUUCCAGCUAGCCAGUUUUGUGCUGGUGAUUGGACUGGUGACCUUUUACAGGAUCGGGCCCUACACACACCUGUCCUACUCCUGCUACUUGGACAUAGCCGCUUGCCUGCUGGCCACGAUGGCCGCGGCCAUGCUCAUCUGGAACAUUUUACACCGCCGCGAUGACUGCCUUGCACCUCGAGUUAUAAUCAUCAGUCGCUCACUGGCAUCACCUUUCCACCCACGCCUAGACAACGACUAUGUGGAGUCGCCUUGUUGAUGUCAUAAGCCAAGCAAAUAAAGGAGUAAUAGACGACACUGACAAGGCUGUACUCUCAACUAUUCAGCUAUGUGACUCUCAAGAGAAGAUCCCUGUGGCUCUACAACAGCUGGACUAACAUUUACCUGCAAUUGUAAAACUCUAUAUUUCACAACUUCUCCCACCAUAAACAAAGAUAUCAGAAUUAUUUUGCUGCUUAGUGCACAAAUUUAACUAAACUUAAUGUAUAAAGCAGCCCUAAACUUCCAAACAUAUUCAAAACUGUAUGAAGUGUCAUUUAUUCAUGCUUUGGUGAGCUAAUUUGUAGCUAAAUAUGGAAUUUGGACGAGGAAUGUCUUGUAUGAAUCAUCCUGCUUCUGAAAAGAUCAAGCUGGAACUUGACCUGUUUUAUUAUAUUAUAUGUGCGCUUAUUAAAUGGCCUCCUGCAUCAUUAUAAAUUGGAAAAAUUAUGAAAAAGAUGUUGAAAAUGCAAUACCAGAAUACCUCAUAUUUGUUUUCAUCCAUUUAAAGCUCAUUACAAUUUUAAUACAUAUUAAUGUUAAUGAUAUAUUUUGCAAGUAAGUAGGUAAACUAACAUGGUUUUUGAUUGGGCUAAACCAAAUCAGUGAUAAUAUUUCAUUUUAAAACAGCCAAUGAGAGGUGAUAUUUUGAUCAAAUAAACAUGAACCUACUGAAAUGAGAGAAUAUUCUCACUCUCUCUAAAUCAGUCAUUGUAAAAUAUUAUUAUUAAAUAAAAAAGACAAAUGACCUGCCAAUUAAUGCAUAGAAGUGAUUUGGAUUAUUUUUUAAGCAGUAUUUGUUAAAUUGAUGGUAACAAAUGUUUUGCCGACGUACUGCAUUUUGAAAUGACAUACACAUUUCAAUGCUCAUUUUUCAUGAUGCCUUCCAUACAAAACUCUGCUAGCUUGUGGUACAUACUGUAUACUUAAAUUAAUAUAACAGAGUUGUGUAAAGAACAGUGCUAUCAGUAGUAGUAGUUAUUAUUGUGACCACAUCAUACUUCUGCAAAGAACUCCAGGCUAACUGUGGGCCAAACAUAGGGGCACAUUAAAAUAAUAAUAUAUCAUACAAAUUCAAUAAAUUUAUUGGUAAAUAUUCAAA